Miniopterus natalensis is the source of this 578-nucleotide messenger RNA. It is a transcript of the gene CD164L2, whose product is annotated as CD164 molecule like 2. NCBI's taxonomy places the organism in Eukaryota, Metazoa, Chordata, Mammalia, Chiroptera, Miniopteridae. The record is from RefSeq and is a predicted model, not a curated record. Gene Ontology annotation, cellular component: cytoplasmic vesicle.
CAGAAGGGACGCGCCACACCUGCUCUCCGCCGACCCCAGCCCCCGCCCCGGCGCCCAUGGCCUUGCCGGGACCCCGAGCCUUACGGGCUGCGCUCUGUGGUGGCUGUUGCUGCCUCCUCCUGUGUGCCCAGCUCGUUGUGGCUGGUAAAGGAGCUCGAGGCUUUGGGCGGGGAGCCCUGCUACGAAUGAACAUCUGGCCAGCUGUCCGAGGGACCUGCACACAGCUGAAGCUCUGUGAGCACUGUGUGGAGGGGGACAGAGCGCACAACCUCUCUGGCUGCGUGUGGGAACAAUGUCAGCCCGAGGAGCCAGGACACUGUGUGGACCAAGCUGAGGUGGUCAAGGAAGGUUGCUCUGUCUACAACCACUCAGAGUCAUGUCCAGCUGCCCACCACCACCCCACCUAUGAACCGAAGACAAUCACAACAGGCAGUCCUCCUGUCCCUGAGGCCCACAGCCCUGGCUUCGAUGGGGCCAGCUUCAUUGGAGGCAUCGUGCUGGUGCUGAGCCUACAGGCAGUGGCCUUCUUUGUGGUGCGCUUCUUCAAGGCCAAGGACAGCACCUACCAGACACUGUGA